Mugil cephalus (flathead mullet) is the source of this 2824-nucleotide messenger RNA. RefSeq names its product mucin-13-like. The record is from RefSeq and is a predicted model, not a curated record. NCBI's taxonomy places the organism in Eukaryota, Metazoa, Chordata, Actinopteri, Mugiliformes, Mugilidae. Bases 1 to 1917 code for a protein of 638 amino acids. Gene Ontology annotation, biological process: cell-cell junction assembly. The transcript is spliced from 12 exons.
AUGCACAACAACAGCAUCCCAGUCAAGCGAACAACAUUUGCCCCAGGAGUGACAACACAACAGUUGCCCAUUGACCCAGAAGCAACAACAACCGUUUCCCCAGAAGCCACAUCCACAACAGCAUCUCCAGUCGAGACAACAACAACAGUUGCCCCAGGAGUGACAACAACAACAGUUGCUCCAGUAGCCACAACAACAGUGUCUCCAGAAGCCACAACAACAACAGUUGCCCCAGAAGUGACAACAACAGUUGCCCCAGAAGCAACAACAACAGUUGCCCCAGUAGCCACAUCCACAACAGCAUCUCCAGUUGAGACGAUAACAACAGUUGCCCCAGGAGUGACAACUACAGUGUCUCCAGAAGCCACAACAACAACAGUUGCCCCAGUAGCCACAACAACAGUUACCCCAGAAGCAACAACAACAGUGUCUCCAGAAACCACAACAACAAUAGUUGCCCCAGUAGUCACAACAACAGUUGUCCCAGUAGCCACAACAACAGUUGCCCCAGAAGCCACAUCCACCUCAGCAUCUCCAGUUGAGACGAUAACAACAGUUGCCCCAGGAGUGACAACAACAGUUGCCCCAGAAGUGACAACAACAGUGUCUCCAGAAGCCACAACAACAACAGUUGCCCCAGGAGUGACAACAACAGUUGCCCCAGGAGUGACAACAACAAUAAUUGCCCCAGUAGCCACAACAACAGUUGCCCCAGAAGCAACAUCCACCACAGCAUCUCCAGUCGAGACGAUAACAACAGUUGCCCCAGGAGUGACAACAACAGUUGCCCCAGAAGCAACAACAACAGUUGCCCCAGUAGCCACAACAACAGGUGCCCCAGUAGGGACAACAACAGUGUCUCCAGAAGCAACGACUACAGCAGUUCCAGAUCCCUGUGCUUCAAACCCUUGUGGCCAAGGAAGCACGUGUGAGGCUCGAGGUAAUAAGGGCUUUGUAUGCUUCUGUCUGGCUGGUGAUAACUACAACAACAAAACACAUCGUUGUGAGAAGGCCAAAGUUUUCCCUGUACACAUACACCUGCCUGACAUAGUAUUUGAAAACAGCAUGUCAGACAAGGCAUCACCAGCGUUCAAAAGGACUGCAGACCGUAUUACCAAAGAGCUGGAUGAGAUUUUCAGUUCUGAUCCUACUUACGUUCGAUCUAUAGUGCUGAAACUGUGGUCAGCUGGCAACAGGCUAUUAAGAGUGGAGAUUGCCACCAAUGCGUCUAUAGAGAUCAUCUACUCACCAAACUCUGCAAUCACAGCAUCACAAGUCGAACAACAGAUGGAGAAUGCCACCGAUUGCUCCAACUGUUCACUGGCCGGGGCAAUUUUUGUUGAGGAAGACCUGUGUAAGAGGAACCCAUGUGAUGUAUUCACCACAAGAUGCUCUUCAGGAGAUGGAAAUUUCAAGUGCACCUGUAUGGACGGCUAUAUUCCGAGUUACAACAACAGAAUGUGUCGUGUUUGUCCCACUGGACAAAAAGCAAAGAAUUCUGAGUGUGUCAACUGUCCAUUUGGUUAUUCUGGUUUUAACUGCAAUGAAUCAUGGCAGCUCACCCUGGUGAUCAUCUGCUCCGUGUUCAGCGCGCUGCUGCUCAUAGCCGUCAUUCUUCAACCGUUUGUCAUUCGCAGGUGGUCAAAGAAAAAGUCGAAGACGGACAAUACUGAAUUCGUUGGAAAUGUCUUCGUCAACCAGUCUGCUCCCAAGGGACCAUUGAUUAAUGGCCACUCAGUCAACAGCCAGGGAUCAGUCUUUGAUAAGGGGGUAGCCAGUGGCUUGGCAGCCUAUACCGAGGGUGGGAUUGUUAGACUUCCACGGGCAAAGGUCAACAACACCUGGAACAGCAACACCAGCCUGGAGAUGAGUGAAAGCAACAGUCGGCAAAACCUUGUCCCUGCAGGGAGGAACUAGUGGCUGAACAACAACCGUGGUGCCAGUAACACAUCCCUCAGACUUGAUCUCAGAACAACCCCAGUGAUCAGAUCAGAGACAGGGUUACAACACCCUUACUGUAUGUGAGAAAUUAACUUCUCAAAGACUCAAAGUGAUCUUGUCACCCCAUCUUAGUGCUGUUCACUAAUUUUGAAGCCAAGAGUUGUCAGCCUAUUGCACAAAAACUUUUAUCUGUUAAUUUACCAGUAAUUGUUUGUUGUUGUUGUUGUUGUUGUUGUUUUUAUUUUAUUUUUUAAAUAUUUUUAUUUGCAUAAAUAUUUGUUCUUCAGAUAAAAUUAAAAAUGUCUUAAUCUGCCAAAUGGGGCUUGUCAGGUGUGUUCAUAUAUUUUGUCACAAUUAAUUUGAAGACAUUGACAACGUUGAUAUGGUGUAUAUGUUUAAUGACUAAUUAAACUGUUGAGUGAAAUAGAGAUUUAAUAUUUCCACACAGAUCUUAGAGUAUAUAAUUCAUAAAAAUGUUUACAGGCCUACAUUACAAGAUUUUCUGUCAUAAACAAAAACAAUAGUCAAAUAAUCUUGCUAUUUUUUUGUUUUAAAUAUAUUUGACAGAAUACAUGAUUUUUCUUUAUAUAAAUAUGAAUAUUCAUGCAUCUGUAUGAACGGAUGUAUCUUUCUGUAUCCGUUUCUAUUGUUGUUAAUGAAUACUUAUGUAUUAAUCUGUGUAAUCACUGGACAUUUACUCUUCACAGCUGGAGAGUUAGAAACGGAUCAGUGUGACCCUUUAACAAAGAUUCCACUAAGUGUAAUUUUCUAUUUAUUUCUAUUUAUUAAGUCUAUCAUAUUUUGUGGGUUAUUGUUUCCUCCUUUUGUGGAAUAGUACAUUUACAACAGAAUCUGUCUAAAAAUAAAGAAAUUCAAUCUUUGA